UUCGGAUUGAAACUUUCUACAGUGGUCUAAUCCAAGAAGACAAGAUUCUCAUUGACUCACUGUAUCAAGGGAAAUUGAUGAAUAUGACUCCACCCCAAGUGAUCGAGCUACUUGAAGAAAUGGCCCUCAAGGGAUAAGAUUGGGGAUUGACAAGAAGUGGGAGGAGAAGCAAUGAUAGGGGAGUGAGAAGUGUGGAAGCGAGCGCUCCACUUAAGGCGAAGUUGGACAAGUUGAUAGUGGUAAUUCUUGAAUGUAAGAAGCAAGGAAAGAGGCCAGUGAUGUCUUGUGAUUGGUGUUUGAGCACUAGCCAUGAGAUGGAGGAGUGCCAAGCAAUGAAGGAGGCAACCACUCCGGAGGAGCAAGUCAAUUUCCUGGCAAAUGCUAGGGCUAAUAACCAGUAUAGCAACACUUAUAAUCCCGGAUGGAGGAACCACCUCAAUUUUGCUUGGUCAUCACCGACAAAUCCGAGGCCCUCGGGUUUUCAAGGCUCCAUCGGCAAUCAUCAACCUCGCCGACCUUCAUCCAACAAAGACCUCAAGUCCAAAGCUCAAACUUCCAACAACCAAAUCUCACUCAAUGUGGUCAAGGGUUUCAACAACAACAACAACCCGACAAGCUAUCCAAGCUUGAAGACCUAGUGAACACAUUUGUGAGCACGAGUGCUCAAAAGUUCGAGAAGAUUGAGCAAUUCAUGGAUGUGGCGAAUAACAAAUUUACCUUGGUUGA
Linum trigynum is the source of this 726-nucleotide messenger RNA. The record is from the annotation of a GenBank genome assembly. NCBI's taxonomy places the organism in Eukaryota, Viridiplantae, Streptophyta, Magnoliopsida, Malpighiales, Linaceae.